Messenger RNA from Meleagris gallopavo (turkey), 354 nucleotides. The record is from RefSeq and is a predicted model, not a curated record. Lineage: Eukaryota; Metazoa; Chordata; Aves; Galliformes; Phasianidae.
CAUUCAGAUAUUGUUUCUUCUUCUAACAGGAGGAGAUGGCAGAGCUCAAGGCACAACUUUAUCUACUGGAAAAAGAGAAGAAAGCUUUGGAAUUGAAGCUUAGCACUCGAGAGGCCCAGGAACAGGCUUACCUUGUCCAUAUUGAACACUUGAAGUCCGAAGUGGAAGAGCAAAAAGAACAAAGAAUGAGAUCUCUCAGCUCAACCAGCAGUGGAAGCAAAGAUAAACUGGGAAAGGAAUGCAGCGAUGGCACCGCAACACCGUUAACGCUAGCAGAGCUGAGACCAUACAAUGAAAGCGAACUGACAGCUGAACUUACAAAUGCACUCAGGCGGUAAGCAGCUUCCUUCACAA